AGAAAUGCACUAUAAAUUUUGAGUUGUAUCCACAUAAGUUGUACCAUACAUACUUAUUAAAAUAUCGUGAGAAUAAGUAGCAUAACAUUUCUCUUCCCUUUAGCAUGGAGAAGCAGAAGCCAUACAUUGCAGUGGUAGUGUUACAAUGCAGCUAUGCAGGCAUGAUUCUCCUCUCAAAGGCAGCUAUGUCCUCAGGGAUGAAGCCUUCCGUCUUCGUCGCCUAUCGACAAGCCUUUGCCUUCUUCGCUUUGCUCCCCUUCGCCUUUUUCUUCACCAGCAAUGGUGGUUCUCCUAUUUCAUGGACUGGAUUCUGCAAAAUUUUCUUUGUUUCUUCAUAUGGGUUAGCAUUGAGUUUCAAUUUGAAUUUAGAAGGAUUAAAGUAUAUUUCCGCAACAUUUGGCACGGCGAUACUUAGCAUUGUUCCAGCUUUGGUGUUCAUCAUGGCCGUUUGUUUAAGGAUCGAAAAGCUGAGUAUAACGAAAUGGCAUGGAUUAGCCAAAGUAUUGGGCGCCAUUUUAGGCAUCUCCGGCACCAUGGCCUUCACCUUCUUCAAGGGCCCACCUCUCUACUCUCAAUCCGCCCACCACCUGUUCGACGAAAAGCCUCACUCAAACCACGAUUGGAUCAAAGGCGCUCUCCUCGCCAUCGCCGGCCAACUCUUCUACGCUAUGUGGAUCACUAUGCAGGCUCCUCUCCUCAACCAAUUUCCAGGCAAACUGCGCCUCACCAUUCUGCAAUGCGGCUUCAGCUGCCUCUCGUCUACGCUCUACGCUGCCGCCGUGGAGAGGCAUCCUUCCUCCUGGAAGCUUCGAUGGGAUGUUGAUCUCUUAUCCGUCGCCUAUUGCGGUGUGAUAGUGACAGGGCUGAGUUAUUGGCUGCAAGCUUGGGUUAUCGAGAAGAAAGGGCCGGUUUUCAGCGCCAUUUUCGGGCCGUUUGGCGCUCGUCAUAGCAGCCAUCUUCUCCGCUCUUUUCCUCAACGAAACACUUCACUGGGGAAGUGUUUUGGGGUGGUGGAUUGCUGGUGGGUGGGCUAUACAGUUUCUUGUGGGGUAGAAACAGAGAGGCCCAUAUCCAAGCCCAAAAACUUUUGGAUAAUCAAGCCCAUCUUGAGACCCCAGCCUGUGGAUGAAGAGCAAGGGCAAGACACACAAAAGAGAUGA
Salvia splendens (bonfire salvia) is the source of this 1160-nucleotide messenger RNA. Its product is annotated as WAT1-related protein At1g43650. Lineage: Eukaryota; Viridiplantae; Streptophyta; Magnoliopsida; Lamiales; Lamiaceae. The transcript has 6 exons. Bases 105 to 1160 code for a protein of 351 amino acids. Gene Ontology annotation, cellular component: membrane. Gene Ontology annotation, molecular function: transmembrane transporter activity. The record is from RefSeq and is a predicted model, not a curated record.